AGAUCGCAAUGAAUUUACCUCGGAGUGGCUUGGACUUUCAACCACCUUUGCUGCUGCUGCUGCUGCUGUGGAUCGCAUGCGCCACUGCCAGGGUGUCCAGGGACGAAUGGGAGUCGUUCAAGGCGCAGUAUGGCAAGUGGUACAACGAAUAUGACAAUAUUCGCCACUAUGGCAUAUACAAUCGGACGGUGCAGAUGGUGCAGCAGCACAACAGCCUGUUUGCUGCGGGCAGUGUGAGCUUCGAAAUGGGACUCAAUGAGUACUCCGAUACCAUGCAAAAUCUGCUCCCGUUCGAAGCGGAAGAUCCCCCGCAGCCGUACCGAUCGGAUAUACCCGUAUCGAGCAUCCGAAAACCGCCCAACUACAAGUAUUACGAUCAGAUAAGAUGUGGCAGGGACUGGCGAAAUUGCGGAAUUAUAUCGCCGGUGGGUAACCAGGGCAACGAAUGCCUCUCCUGCUGGGCCUUUGCUGCUGCGGGUGCCAUCGAGGCACAUCUGGCACUGAAGAGUAAUCGACUGGUGCAGCUCUCGCCCAAGCAGCUGCUCGACUGUUCGAAGCUGCUCAACAGGGGCUGCGGGGGCGGGUGGGUGAGUGUGGCAUACACCUACGUGAAGAACAAUGGCAUUGCCAGGAGGUCGUCCUAUCCGUAUAGGCCACAAACGGAAGACUGUCGCUACAGCAAGUCACAAAGUGCGGGCAGUGUGCUCGGCUACGUAACCCUGACUGCCAAUGAAAGGGAACUCGCCGAAUUGGUCUAUAACGUUGGCCCCGUCACCGUCUCCAUUGACCAUAUUCAUCCAGAGUUUCAGCACUAUUCGCGGGGCGUAUUGAAUGUAAAAGAGUGCAGAUCGGAUAGGGCAAAUCUGCGGCAUGCCAUGCUGCUGGUGGGCUUUGGCAGCGACCCAAAGUUAGGCGACUACUGGCUGCUCAAGAACUCAAUGGGCAGAUCCUGGGGCAUAGACGGCUAUCUGAAGCUGGCCCGUAAUGCGGGCAACAUGUGUGGCGUCGCCUCCAUUCCACAAUAUCCACUCGUAUAAGUUUGUGAGUCAUAUUUUUGCAAUAAAUAAUACAAAAAUCUCUCACUUAUGGGGGGGCUUUGUAUUUUUUGCGCACUGGCCAGGCUGUCGUUUGGGGACCAGGGCCAGGCCAUCAAAUAAAAGAGUUCAUUUGACCAUUU
This is a messenger RNA of Drosophila obscura, 1177 nucleotides long. RefSeq names its product procathepsin L. Lineage: Eukaryota; Metazoa; Arthropoda; Insecta; Diptera; Drosophilidae. The record is from RefSeq and is a predicted model, not a curated record. Gene Ontology annotation, molecular function: cysteine-type endopeptidase activity. The transcript has a single exon. Bases 9 to 1037 code for a protein of 342 amino acids. Gene Ontology annotation, cellular component: lysosome. Gene Ontology annotation, biological process: immune response.